AUGCAGUUUGUCAAGAAAUUCUUUAACGCGGGAACUGGCUGGACGCCCCCAGCAGCAAGCACGGAGGAGCUCGCGCAAGUCCAAGGAACACUCUAUCUCCUACGCAAGAAUAGUGCAAAAGGUGCCAGAGAAUGCAUAUUCACUACCGCCGUCGCAACUGUGAGACGGACGGAAACUCCCUUUAGUUACCAGCUCGCCAUCAUGAGGGCUUAUGAAGAAGGCGAAGCAGAGCUUUUAGACGACAUGGACGAAGAGGAAGAGGAAGAGCGCGAAUUUCUACUGAGAGAGGAACUGAAACCGCGUAUUGGAACCUUUGAAAACCAACAAACCCUGAUUUGGCGUGACCUCGAGGAAGCCGACGAGGGAGGAUCACCCUCGGACGAAAAUCUCUACGAGUUCGUGGUCGACGAGCGCACAGACCCCAAUAUUUUCAACCAUUUCUUUGAAUCUGUCCUCCGUGCAAUCUUUGAGCGCAAGACAGGCUCACCUUCUGACAACGUGCCCAUGACAGAACUGAUGAAGACAUUCAGCGAUGGUACCCUCCUACCUCUUUCGGCUCCAGAGCAGGACCCUGUUCCAGCAUCAGUCGCAGAGGUCGGAGAUGACGAUUAUCUGGUGAUGGAAACUAGCGAUCUCUACAUAUGGGAUAUGGAACUAGAGGCAUUUAGACAACCCGACAUGGUUGAAAACCCGGUGGAGAUUCGGAUCGUCCAGACUGGACAGUACCAAUAUUAUCUCAGAGCCAAGUCCCAAGGAAUGUGGGUGCUAGGACAUAAGAUAACGGACGACAUUAACGGCAAAGCAAAUGCUGCCUUGCGGUCGUUUACAUGGAAUCAUACCACUGCAAGAGGAAUAAUCGAGGCAUGGUGUCUCAAGUUUCUAUAUCCGGAGACGUACACCCGCUUCACAAACGUGAUGGGGAUGUGCAUCUACGAAGCAGAGAACGCUAUGGACUGGUCCAAAAUCAAGGAAAUAGAGCAAGACUAUGUCAUUACGGCUAUGACCGAAGACGUGGACAUGACAGAUGUCGAAGAGGAUGAGGCAGCGGUGGAGGGUGCGCUCAACGAAGAUUCAGAACAAAGCGACGAAAGUGAGGAGGAGGAACAUACCGACUGGGGGCCAAACAAGGAGAAGAACUCUGGUCUGGCUGUUGGACACAAGGGCAUCUCCGUCGUUUUACGCGGUGGCCAGGUUGGUAUCUUCAAGGAGACGACCGACGGGAAGCUUGAGCUCGGAGGGUCUGUCCGGAAAAUUGCAGCUCCGGGGAGGGAUGGCAAAGCAUUCAAUCCCAACAAGAUGAUGCUCCACGACCAAGAUCGAUCACUCGUCCUCAUGAACCCGAACAAUGCCAACUCUCUAUACAAGAUGGACCUCGAGACGGGCAAAGUGGUGGAUGAGUGGAAGCUGACUGAAAACGUUGCGAUCAACAGCAUGACACCCGUGGACAAGCUCGCUCAGACGACGGUCGAGCAAACCCUGCUUGGUACAUCGCACAAUGCAUUAUUCCGUAUUGACCCUCGCCUUUCUGGGAGCAAGUUGGUUCAGACAGAUAUGAAACAGUAUACCACCAAGAACAAGUUUUCGUCCAUUGUCACAACCGGAGCUGGAAAUAUCGCAGUAGGAAGCGAGAAGGGCGAGAUUCGCCUUUUUGACGCAUUGGGCAAGAAUGCAAAGACGCUCUUGCCGGGUUUGGGAGAUGCUAUACGAGGAAUAGACGUGACGAAAGAUGGCCGAUGGGUGAUUGCAACGUGCAAGACGUACCUUUUGCUCAUAGACACGCAAAUCGGGACGGGGAAAUACGUCGGGAGCUCUGGGUUCACCAGGAGUUUCCCAGCGGAUUCAAAGCCCACGCCAAAGAAGCUGCAGUUGCGGCCGGAGCAUGUGGCGUAUAUGAAGGCUGCCAUCAACUUUUCACCUGCAAAAUUCAAUACUGGUAGAGAUGCAAAGGAGACUACCAUCGUGACAUCCAACGGACCAUUUGUGAUUGCGUGGAACUUUGAAAAGGUCAAGAAGGGCAUCCUGGAUAAGUAUGAAAUCAAGAGAUUUACGGCAAACGUUGUCGAGGACAAUUUCUCAUUUGGCAAUGACAAGGACAUUAUUGUCACAUUGACAGACGACGUAUAUAUGCUGCCGAAGCGGGCACUCACCCAGUUCAAGGGCCGCAAAUCAUUGGUGGAAGCCCCGGCAGACCGACCAAGCAGAAGUAACAUUGUCAACGCUCCGUACUGA
This is a messenger RNA of Serendipita indica DSM 11827, 2229 nucleotides long. The record is from the annotation of a GenBank genome assembly. Lineage: Eukaryota; Fungi; Basidiomycota; Agaricomycetes; Sebacinales; Serendipitaceae.